AUGAAUUCCAAUAAUAUUUGUAUAAAAGAAGAUUCUGUAUCAUAUCCUUCUAUUGAUGAAAAUGAAGACACUUAUGAAAAUGAGGAUGAUUUGUUAGAUUCCACUGAAAAUAAAACAGAUGACCUUUAUGUUAGUAAGAAAAGACGGUUAAUGAAACAUGAUGUUACAGAGAAAGUUGCAAAAAGAACUUUUUUAUGUAAGCAUGUGGGCAUAAAUAAACCAAACAAAACUGUACCUUUUAAUGAACAGCGUAAUAGAACUUCAUUAACAACAUAUAUUGAUAAGCAUAAAGGUCACUCUCUUAAUCCACAAACUGUUAAUUUAUUACCUCAAUUUCGAAAGUUAACCGAAGAUAUGCUAGCUGAUAUACAGUUUUGA
Messenger RNA from Funneliformis geosporum, 378 nucleotides. NCBI's taxonomy places the organism in Eukaryota, Fungi, Glomeromycota, Glomeromycetes, Glomerales, Glomeraceae. The record is from the annotation of a GenBank genome assembly.